AAUGACCACGGGCCGCGAUUGGGCGACUGUGGAAGGGGCACUUCCGCUGUCCAGGUGCUUGGGUUCUUCGGCAGGAGCAGCAAGAUGGGGCUCGGUGCCGCGGCCCGUGCUUGGUCCCUCUUGUGGCUGCUGCUGCCCUUGCUUGGCCUGGUCGGCGCUAGCGGCCCCCGCACCUUGGUGCUGCUGGACAACCUCAACCUGCGGGAGACGCAUUCGCUUUUCUUCCGGAGCCUGAAGGAUCGGGGCUUUGUACUCACAUUCAAGACCGCAGAUGACCCCAGCCUGUCCCUCAUUAAGUACGGGGAGUUCCUCUAUGACAAUCUCAUCAUCUUCUCCCCUUCGGUAGAAGAUUUCGGGGGAAAUAUCAACGUGGAGACCAUCAGUACCUUUAUCGACGGUGGAGGCCGUGUCCUUGUAGCUGCCAGCUCAGACAUUGGUGACCCUCUUCGAGAGCUGGGCAGUGAGUGUGGGAUCGAAUUUGACGAGGAGAAAACAGCUGUCAUCGACCAUCACAACUAUGACAUCUCAGACCUUGGCCAGCAUACGCUCGUCGUGGCCGACACGGAGAACCUGCUCAAGGCCCCGACCAUCGUGGGGAAGUCGUCUCUGAAUCCCAUCCUCUUUCGAGGUGUCGGGAUGGUGGCUGAUCCUGACAAUCCUUUGGUGCUGGACAUCCUGACGGGCUCUUCCACCUCCUACUCCUUCUUCCCCGAUAAACCCAUCACCCAGUACCCCCAUGCCGUGGGGAAGAACACCCUCCUGAUCGCGGGGCUGCAGGCCAGGAACAACGCCCGGGUCAUCUUCAGCGGCUCCCUUGACUUCUUCAGCGAUGCCUUCUUCAACUCGGCGGUGCAGAAGGCCGCGCCCGGCUCCCAGAGGUAUUCCCAGACAGGCAACUACGAGCUAGCUGUGGCGCUUUCCCGCUGGGUGUUCAAGGAGGAGGGUGUCCUGCGUGUGGGGCCUGUGUCCCAUCAUCGGGUGGGCGAGACAGCCCCGCCCAACGCCUACACUGUCACUGACCUAGUGGAGUACAGCAUCGUGAUUGAGCAGCUCUCAGACGGCAAAUGGGUCCCCUUUGAUGGUGACGACAUUCAGCUGGAGUUCGUCCGCAUUGAUCCUUUUGUGAGGACCUUCUUGAAGAGGAAAGCUGGCAAGUACAGCGUCCAGUUCAAGUUGCCUGACGUGUACGGCGUGUUCCAGUUCAAAGUGGAUUACAACCGGCUAGGCUACACACACUUAUACUCUUCCACUCAGGUGUCAGUGCGGCCCCUGCAGCACACGCAGUACGAACGCUUCAUCCCCUCGGCCUAUCCCUACUACGCCAGCGCCUUCUCCAUGAUGGUGGGGCUCUUCAUCUUCAGCGUCGUCUUCUUACACAUGAAGGAGAAGGAGAAGUGUGACUGAGGGGCCGGCGCCCCGGACUCCUUACAACAGAGACGGAGGGUUUUUAUAGGAUUGCUUUUUCUCCCCUCUAUGGUGGGUUUUUCUGGGGGGUUUUGUUUUUUUUAAAGCCACGGACAGUGGCACAGCUUACCUCAGCGGGAGAUGGAACAUCGAGUACCAAGGGGUGGGGGGUUAGGGAAUAAUUUCUGAGUUUUUCCACCUUGAAUGCUAAGUGUGUUUUUCACAUGUGAAGUCAGCUCUCAUUUCUAAAAUAAAGAGAAACGUCGCCCUCAAACUUCA
This is a messenger RNA of Eubalaena glacialis (North Atlantic right whale), 1683 nucleotides long. RefSeq names its product dolichyl-diphosphooligosaccharide--protein glycosyltransferase non-catalytic subunit (gene DDOST). The record is from RefSeq and is a predicted model, not a curated record. NCBI's taxonomy places the organism in Eukaryota, Metazoa, Chordata, Mammalia, Artiodactyla, Balaenidae. The coding region runs from base 85 to 1404 and encodes 439 amino acids. Gene Ontology annotation, cellular component: endoplasmic reticulum membrane; oligosaccharyltransferase complex. The transcript has 11 exons.